AAUGGGAAGGAUAGUUUUUAACCCGUCAGUCACUCUUACAUUCAUCAGGGCAGAACUUGGUCUUGGUCUUCAUCUUAAGAAGAAGGAGCCUUUUCGGGGCUUAUUUAUUUAUGACAAGGGAUUAGAGAAACUGGGAUUGUUUAUAGGACAGUUUAAAUAAAAGUUAGUUAGUUAUUAAUUGUUUCGGUUUUUUCGGGUGCCGGGUUCAUUGCGGUGUUUGUCUGGAAUUUCCGACAGAGUUCCGAAAAUGAAGAAAGUUCUCUUGGUCCUAUUCCUCGCAGUCUUGCUCGUGGCGGAUGUGCACUCCCAAAAUUCGCCCAAGAAAAAGAAACGUGUCCGAGGAGAGAAGAAGAAAGAGCCGGUAACUCCAGCCCCUACAGAGGCAGCCUCUCAACCUGAGGAUGUCUUCCAAAUCAUGGGACGUGACGACGAGGCGGACACUGCUCGGGCAGAACUCGAAGCUCGAUUGAGGGUCUUGGAACAACAAGAGGCUCAAGAAAUGAAUGAAUUGGACGAAUUUACUGACAAUUAUGGACCAGAUCCAUGUGCCGACAAGAAAUGUGGUCCGGGACGCGAGUGUAAUCCUGGUGAGAAGGGGAGAGCAAAAUGUGUUUGCAUGAAAGCAUGUCCAGAAGAGGAAGAUUUUCGUCGACGGGUUUGCAGCAACUACAAUGAAACCUGGAUCAGCGACUGUGAGCUUUACCGAACCCGAUGUCUUUGUGACGAGGGGUCCAGCGAAUGCAUCAACCCCAUGAACAAGCAUUUGCACAUUGAUUAUUAUGGCGAAUGCCGAGAAAUGCCGCAAUGUUCUGAACAAGAAAUGAGCGACUUUCCCCGUCGAAUGCGUGACUGGCUCUUCAACGUGAUGCGAGAACUGGCCGAUCGUCGUGAACUGAGCCCCCACUACCUCCAAAUGGAACGCGAGGCUGAAAACUCUCCCACGGAAGGUCAUCGUUCUUCAGUUGCUGCCGUUUGGAAGUGGUGCGACCUUGACGGCCACCCACACGACCGGGUUGUCUCUCGGCAUGAACUUUUCCCCAUCCGCGCCCCCCUUAUGGCACUGGAACACUGCAUCGCCCCCUUCCUCGAUGGGUGCGACGUCGAUAACGACCAUCGCAUCACCCUCAAAGAGUGGGGAACUUGUCUCGAAAUCCCAGCGGAUGAGUUGCAAGACAAAUGUGACGAUGUCCGUAAUGGGGUGGAGAACAAUGGGAAUGAAGAAGGUGACGAGGAAGUCUAGAAAAAAUACAGCUUAAUUCAUCUUAAUAAAACUCUAGUUACUCCAUUGUGGAAACUUAUCAUGAAAAUAACACUGCCAUUUCAUAAUAGAUUUAACAUAAUUAUAAAAGAUUAAAUAUAUAAAGUCUUGUAGUCAUUUUUACUCUCUUUUACUCAAUAUGACAAUAAAUAAAAGCUCCACAUAAAAAUUUCA
Folsomia candida is the source of this 1432-nucleotide messenger RNA. RefSeq names its product SPARC (gene SPARC). The record is from RefSeq and is a predicted model, not a curated record. Bases 248 to 1240 code for a protein of 330 amino acids. Gene Ontology annotation, biological process: anatomical structure development. The transcript is spliced from 8 exons. Gene Ontology annotation, molecular function: calcium ion binding; collagen binding; protein binding. NCBI's taxonomy places the organism in Eukaryota, Metazoa, Arthropoda, Collembola, Entomobryomorpha, Isotomidae.